Messenger RNA from Plectropomus leopardus (leopard coralgrouper), 522 nucleotides. Lineage: Eukaryota; Metazoa; Chordata; Actinopteri; Perciformes; Serranidae. The record is from RefSeq and is a predicted model, not a curated record.
AAUCUCUCUCUCUCUGUCUCUUUCAGGCAUUUUUCCAAAAGUAAGAACCGGAGGGACGUCGAGGGUCCUUGGAGCCCGGGGGUCCAGGCUGUGCCUCCCUCCCACGGUCCCCUGGCGAGUCAGGCCCCCCCCCAUAACCUGCCCCCGAACGCCAGGUCUGCAAGGCCCCUGUCUCAGUCCCAGCUGCCGUCAUGGGACCGAGCUCCUGCGAUCUCACCUGCGGACAUGCGGACGGACGUGUUCACCGCCCGGCCGUCGCGCUCCCAAAGCUUCAGAGACCCCCCUCUGAAAGAUCCCUCCCUGUGCGGGAUCGAGCGCCAGCGGCCAGGCUCCCUGUCGUCGGCGUUGGGAGCUCAGAGCCACGCCCCCUCUUUCCCCGCCCUCCCGCGGCCCUCAGGCCGGGAGCUGCUGCUGCCCCCGUCAGCAGAGGGCCGCUGAUAUUUCGCACCACGUCGGCAUUGGAGCACUUAAACACUAUGUAGGACACAGCUGUAAUCCCACGGCACACGUUAACAUCCCAAA